AUGUACAGUGUCGCAGGCUCCGAUACCACGUCUACAGCGUUGACUGUUAUUAUCUGGCAUCUACUGGCGAAUCCAAAGACGAUGCAGAAAUUGACAGCUGAAAUUUGUGAGAAUUUCAACUCUGCCGAGGCUAUAAAUUACCAGGCCCUUCGCGCCCUCCCUUAUUUGCAUGCGGUCAUUGAGGAAGAACGUUGGCUGCCGAACUCUUCUAUCAAGUGUGACAAAGCUGCAUUCUCUCCAUUCUCCUAUGGCCCUAGGUCAUGCCUAGGCAGAAACAUGGCAUAUAUGGAGAUGAGUUUGACCCUGGCUCUCCUUGUGUUCAGAUUGAAGUUAUCGUUCGCAAAUCAUGACAAUGAGAUCCAGGCUGGAUUCGACGUUGAAGAUGCCUUUGUCGCUAUCAAACCAUCAGUUCCAGUUACUGUGAAAAAGGUCACGGCCUGA
This is a messenger RNA of Penicillium cosmopolitanum, 441 nucleotides long. Its product is annotated as Cytochrome P450 E-class group I. The transcript is spliced from 3 exons. The coding region runs from base 1 to 441 and encodes 146 amino acids. The record is from RefSeq and is a predicted model, not a curated record. Gene Ontology annotation, molecular function: iron ion binding; oxidoreductase activity, acting on paired donors, with incorporation or reduction of molecular oxygen; heme binding. NCBI's taxonomy places the organism in Eukaryota, Fungi, Ascomycota, Eurotiomycetes, Eurotiales, Aspergillaceae.